Molecule: messenger RNA, 1817 nt
Organism: Beta vulgaris subsp. vulgaris (sugar beet)
Lineage: Eukaryota; Viridiplantae; Streptophyta; Magnoliopsida; Caryophyllales; Amaranthaceae
Product: sugar transporter ERD6-like 5
Exons: 19
Coding region: 119-1534 (471 amino acids)
Biological process (GO): transmembrane transport; carbohydrate transport
Cellular component (GO): membrane
Molecular function (GO): sugar transmembrane transporter activity
Source: RefSeq, a predicted model, not a curated record
UCAAACUUAUAUUUUGUCUUCUUCCAUACUUCACUGUCGAUUUGAACUUCCAAGUAGUGGUUAGACUGAUAAUAUUUUGUCACCAAAACAAAGGAAAGAAGAGUAAGAGAGAGAAAGCAUGGAAGAAAAGCAGCCAACCUCAAUUAUAUGCAGCAACAACAUCCCUCUGCUAAUCAAACCACCAGAAAACGUCUCUCCAGCAACUGCAGUUGUUAUAUUCAGCACAUUGGUUGCUAUUUGUGGUUCCUUUGUUUUUGGUUCUGCUGUGGGCUUUACAUCACCUACUGAAUCUGGAAUGAUCUCUGACCUAGGCCUGACUUUGGCUCAGUACUCAAUCUUUGGAUCGAUAUUGACGAUUGGAGCAAUGGCAGGUGCGAUUGUAAGUGGCAAGAUAGCAGACCGUUUUGGUAGAAGGGGUGCUAUGGCAUUCUCGGAAAUUCUUUGCCUUGCAGGAUUUCUUGCCAUUGUAUUUGCAAAGGUGGCAUGGUUACUUGAUACAGCUAGGCUCCUAAUCGGUGUUGGAAUUGGGAUCCUCUCUUAUGUAGUGCCUGUGUAUGUAGCCGAAAUAACCCCUAAAAAUCUUAGAGGAGGAUUUACAGCAGCACAUCAGUUGAUGAUUUGCUGUGGUGUAUCAACAAUGUGGCUUAUUGGAACUAUCAUUCAUUGGCGCGUCCUCGCCUUAAUUGGGGCUGUUCCAUGUAUUCUACAAUUUCUUGGUUUAUUCUUCAUCCCAGAGUCCCCACGGUGGCUUGCAAAUAAUUCAAGAUGGGAAGAUUGUGAAGAUGUUCUUAAGUACCUUAGAGGACAGAACGCCGAUACUUCAGUUGAAGCUGCUGAGAUUAGGGAGUAUACAGAAACUCUUCAACACUUAUCUAAAGCAAAGCUUCUCGACUUAUUCCAAAGAGAAUACACCCGUUCCCUGAUAGUUGGAGUUGGGCUGAUGGUCUUCCAACAAUUUGGAGGUGUUAAUGGGAUUGCAUUUUAUGCAAGUUCUAUAUUCGAAUCUGCUGGUUUUUCAGGAAGGGUGGGGACAAUAGCAAUGGUUACAGUGCAGGUUCCUAUGACUGUUUUGGGCAUGCUAUUAAUGGAUAAAUCUGGACGACGACCUCUUCUAAUGAUUUCAGCAACUGGGACUUGCUUGGGUUGCUUCUUGACAGGAUUGUCAUUCUUGCUUCAGGAUCUUCAUAUGUGGACUACUGAAGCUCCCUUUUUGGCACUAGUUGGAGUGUUGGUUUUUACCGCAUCCUUCUCAUUGGGCAUGGGUGGCGUACCAUGGGUUAUUAUGUCCGAGAUUUUUCCUAUUAAUGUGAAGGGUUUAGCUGGUAGUCUUGUGACAGUAGUAAAUUGGCUCGGUUCAUGGAUGAUUUCAUUUGCUUUCAACUUCUUGAUGAGCUGGAGCUCCCCUGGCACUUUCUUCAUAUUCUCUGUGAUUUGUGGUUCAACCGUCGUGUUUGUUGCAUUGCUGGUACCUGAGACUAAGGGGCGUACAUUGGAGGAGAUACAAGCAUCGAUGAAUCCUUUAACAUCGAGAUAGAAGUAUAGAACUUUUGUCUUUGAAAUUGAUAAUGACUGGGUUAAUUCAUUGCUUCUGAAUUUACCCCUUGGAGUCGGAGCUUUGUCGAGCUUCUUGUUCCUUCUCUUUCCUACUAACCGCAGAGGAAUUGGAUAUGCAGACAUGGCUGCUAUUUGAUAAGCUUAAGCUUCAGUAUCUACAGUUUCGUUUGAUUUCCCGUUAUUUAUUAUGUGAAGAUCUAUAGAUAUAACUAUACGGCAACUAUACAUAACGUUUACAAUGAAUUUUAUUUUACCUAACUGAA